Westerdykella ornata is the source of this 1990-nucleotide messenger RNA. Its product is annotated as cystathionine beta-l. Bases 188 to 1495 code for a protein of 435 amino acids. Gene Ontology annotation, cellular component: cytoplasm. The record is from RefSeq and is a predicted model, not a curated record. NCBI's taxonomy places the organism in Eukaryota, Fungi, Ascomycota, Dothideomycetes, Pleosporales, Sporormiaceae. Gene Ontology annotation, molecular function: pyridoxal phosphate binding. The transcript is spliced from 2 exons. Gene Ontology annotation, biological process: transsulfuration; 'de novo' L-methionine biosynthetic process.
GUACACACCACGGGGAAUACCUGCAACACCAGUCCCCAUAUCAUCUGCAUCUUCGUCCUUCAUUCUUCCCUUUCGUCUCCUUCCUCCCUCCCUGUUCCUCGUUCUUUUCGUCCGAGAGCGCAGCGUUCUUCCUUCCGCCUCGCCCUUCCUGCCGGCACAUUCAUUGCCCCUCCGAACGAGCAACGUCAUGGCCAGUGCCUCCUCCACGGGGAGCCUCAAGGGCAAGGCCAAUGCCAUGGGCAGGGCCUUUACCGCACACGACAUCAAUGGCCACGAUUUACCGCCCUCUCCGGCGCCCAGUUCACCGCGCGGUGGCCGGAAAUAUGCAUUGAUGACGGAGCUGGUGUAUACCGAGGGCUCCGACCAGUACAACGCAAGCAGUGUGCCUAUUUAUCAGUCAGCGACGUUCAAACAGAACUCGGCCACCGGAGGCGGCGAAGAGUACGACUACACACGCUCGGGCAAUCCCACACGCACCCAUCUGGAACGACAUCUGGCAAAGAUUAUGAAUGCGAAUCGCGCUCUGGUGGUGUCUUCUGGCAUGGGUGCCCUCGAUGUCAUAACGCGCCUGCUGCGGCCCGGCGACGAGGUCAUUACAGGAGACGAUUUGUAUGGUGGGACGAACCGGCUGUUGAAGUACCUCUCUGUACACGGAGGCAUCAUUGUACAUCACGUCGAUACGACGAAUCCCGAGGCAGUGCGCGCAGUGGCAAGCGACAAGACGACGCUGGUAUUGCUGGAGUCGCCGACCAACCCGCUGAUCAAGAUCGUGGAUAUCCCCUCAAUAGCCACCAUUGUCCACGACAAGAAUCCUUCGGCGCUUGUCUCAGUCGACAACACGAUGCUGUCUCCUCUGCUGCAAAACCCUCUCGAUCUGGGUGCGGACAUUGUAUAUGAGUCCGGUACCAAGUACCUUUCUGGGCACCACGAUUUGAUGGCCGGCGUUAUUGCCAUCAACGACGUGGCCUUGGGGGAGAAGUUGUACUUCACCAUCAACGCCUCCGGAUGUGGUCUGUCGCCUUUUGAUUCUUGGCUCCUUCUGCGAGGGGUGAAGACGCUUGGGGUGCGCAUGGAGAAGCAGCAGGCCAAUGCCCAGCGCAUCGCGGAAUUCCUCGAGUCGCACGGGUUCAAGGUUCGCUACCCCGGGCUCAAGUCGCACCCACAGUACGAGCUCCACUGGAGCAUGGCGCGUGGGGCAGGCGCAGUGCUGUCUUUUGAGACGGGCGACGUGGCCGUGUCGGAGCGCAUUGUGGAGUCGGCGAGGCUGUGGGCCAUUUCGGUGAGCUUUGGGUGCGUCAACUCGCUCAUCAGCAUGCCGUGCCGCAUGAGCCAUGCCAGCAUUGACGAGAAGACGCGGAGGGAGAGGAAUCUGCCCGAGGACAUUAUUCGCCUGUGUGUUGGAAUCGAGGACGUGGAUGAUUUGAUUGACGACCUGAGCAGAGCGGUGAGUUUUUGCGUGCACGCCCCAUUGAUUGCCAGUCCAUGUGGAGGCUAACGGCUCGAUGCAGCUGGUGCAGGCGGGUGCGGUUCACAUCACACCGGAUGGCUUCCGCGCCCUCGGUGCAGGAGAGGCACCUCCCUCGACGUCGGUGGCCUCCAGCUAAGGGGGGCCAGGCGUUUCAGUGCCAAGUCACCUCUGCCAUGGGCAUCUCUGCGUUCAAUGUUUGGAAGAUGCGGAGGAUGCGAUGGGUGACGUGAUCUGUCUCGUUUUCGCUGUUGUUCCUUGGUCAGAGAUGGUGUGGAUGAUUGUGUGUCUGUGUUGGCUUCCUCGGCACUCUCUGGUUUCUAGUCACCUCUGUCACAUUCGUCAAGAGGAUGUGUUAACGUGAUAUCGUUUGUUUUUCCUUUUUUCUUUUUCUUUUUUUUUUUUUCUUUCCACCUGGGCAGUUCCAUGUUGGCUUGGAUAUGGUAGACAUGUUGGGCAAGAGCUUUUUGGGAAAGGGAAAAGGAAGGAAGGAAUAUCUAUCUGCAAAUCCAGUCCCCGUCCGUC